CCGUACAAUCCGAUCCGAUCUGAACACAUCUGACAAACUCGCGCGCUUUAUUACCACUACACAUGCGCCCACACGUAGACUUACCGCCAACUUAAGUUUGGACGACAGUGGAGAUUGCACUGCAGCAAGCAUCUCCGCACCGACCUUAGGAGUUUCCGGUGAAACUGACGUCAACACUUGGCCCCUGAAUCACUUCCGACCUAUAGCCCUCUCCCGCGCGACAUCACCCGCGGGCGCAGAAGCGCACCAUGGCAGGCAUUGAACAAUUGGAAAUCCAUAGCAAGGCCUACAUUGUGCGAUGGGUUAAGGUCGAUGCUGGACACACGAUUUCGUGGAGCGUGCAGCCGCACAAGAAGUCAAUAAACUUCGCCAUCGUGAAGCACCCGGGGACCGGGGCUACGAACCUUUCCUCCCAUCCCGACGAAGUAGGUGGUUUUGAACAGCAAACAGACGGCGUCGCGGAGACGAAAGCCGGCCUUUUCGCCAAGAGAGACGGCAGCACAGCCCAGGAACAGCUUGCGAAGAAGGGCUUCAUACCGAUAAAAUGGCACGGCAAAUGCGAGGCUGACAAGGUCUCGGUGGGGACAUACGAUGUCACCCAGGGCGGCAUGUUCGGCCUGGUUUUCGACAAUACCUUUUCGAAGCAGACGUCCAAAACAGCCACCUUCGUCCUGCUGACGUACCCCACCGGCAACCCUCCCCAGACGGCGCGCCACCUCCCCAAUCUCCAGGCCGGCCCGGCCGCCAGUGCUAGCCGGUCCAGCUUGGGAAAGCACAACAACAGCCCCCACCUCGGCGCCGUCACGUCUGAAUCUGUGGAUAGCUUUCACAGCCACAAUGCAGCCGGGCGCGCCAUGUCGACCGCUGGAAGGAGCGACGGAGGGGGGCCGAGUUCGUACCACGUCGGUGUUCUGCUAAAGAGGAGGCGCAAGAAGGGCCAAGGCUAUGCGCGACGCUUCUUCUCGCUCGACUAUACGACCUGCACCCUCUCGUACUACCAUGACAGAAACUCGUCGGCGCUCCGGGGCGCCAUCCCUCUGAGCUUAGCCGCCAUUGCGGCGGAUGAGCGGCGUCGCGAGAUAACAAUCGACUCCGGUGCAGAGGUGUGGCACCUGAGGGCUCCUAACGCAAAGGAGUUCACAGACUGGGCGCGGGCAUUGGAGCGAGCCAGCAAGAUUGCCCGUGGGCUGGAAAGCGCCGUGGACGAGCCGGCGCGCGGGAUUCAGGAAGGAGGAGCGACGCAGCCUGCGGUGACGGCGUCCCGCAAUACGCAGGAGGAAGAUAGGGAAUGGCAGCAGGUCGAGGCCCUGGUUAGCAGGAUAGUAGGAACCAGAGACGCCCUCCGACGUCUGGUGAAGGAUAUGGCUGCUCAUAAGCAGGCUCCUAGCAACGGCAGCAACCAUGGGAACUAUCUCUCGCCAAAGACACCUACGGUCCCUGAGGACUCGGAUGGCUACUUCACGCCGCAACCAGACAAGCGGCCGUUCUGGAAGCGGAAAACGAGCACCUCAUCUCCGCAAACACCGCAGUCGUUCCAAACCGCUGCCAGCGCAUCCCUGGCCGUUCCAGCGCAAAGCACGCCAACAUCCGCUCCCAACGGCUCUCCGUCACAAGGCAUUGUCCAGGAGGACCGGGACACGUACGACAACUGCGCGGCUUUGCUGAAAGACCUCGAUUUGGUGGUCGUCGAGUUUUCGACUCUCCUCAGCUCCAGCAAACGAAGGCGGAUACCGGUCACAACGUCUGCUCCGCCGCGGUCGAGCCUCGAGUCGACCACCUCGACUGUUGAGGAGUUCUUUGACGCCGAGGCUGGCGAACCGGGCAGCUCCCAGAACCAGGUCGUGAUGAUCAACCACCAGAGCGAAGAAGACAUGCCGGCUUCGGACGCCGAGGAGGUGGAUAUACACGAAUCCUCCUCUGUCUCGUCGGCGGAGGACGAGGAAAUUACGCACACUACGGAUGGCAUCGGCAAUCUCUUCCCUACCAAACCCAAAUCACUAGCACCGCUGCCCAUCACCGACGUCGUCCCCCGGCGCAAGACCAUCCCGCCCGCCAAGGUCCCUCCGCCGAGCCUGAUCGCCUUUGUACGGAAGAACGUGGGCAAAGACCUCAGCACCAUCUCGAUGCCCGUCUCGGCCAACGAGCCGAUCUCGCUGCUCCAGCGCAUGGCCGAGCAGCUGGAGUACGCGCAGCUCCUGGACGCGGCAGCGCAGCAGAGCCAGCCGCAGCAGCGCCUCCUCCGCGUCGCCGCCUUCGCCGUCUCGCACUUCAGCAAUGGGCGCGCCAAAGAACGGGCGAUCCGCAAGCCCUUCAACCCCUUGCUGGGCGAGACGUACGAGCUCGUGCGGUCCGAGGCCGAGGUACCGGGCGGAUUCCGGCUGCUCGUCGAGAAGGUCACGCACCGGCCCGUCCGGCUGGCGAUGCAGGCCGACAGCGCGCACUGGUCGUUUGCGCAGUCGCCCUCGCCGGCGCAGCGGUUCUGGGGCAAGAGCGCCGAGCUGACGACGGACGGGCGCGUGCGGGUCAGCCUGCGGCUGCCGGACGGCGGCGAGGAGCACUACAGCUGGACGACGGCCACCGUGUUCCUGCGCAACGUGGUCAUGGGCGAGAAGUAUGUCGAGCCGGUCGGGUCGAUGCACGUGUCCAACGACAGCACGGGCGCCAAGGCCACGAUCGAGUUCCGCUCGUCGAAGGGCAUGUUUGGCGGGCGCGGGGAGGAGGUGCAGGUGGAGGUGUUUGGCCCCGACGGCGCGCACGCCGGGGUGUCCCUGAUGGGCACCUGGACGGGCGAGCUGAAGGCGAUGCCGGGCGGGCACCAGAUCUGGCGGGUGGGCAGUCUGGUGGAGAACGCGGCGAACACGUACGGGCUGACUACCUUUGCCGCGAGCCUGAACGAGAUCACGGCGAUCGAGAAAGGCAAGCUGCCGCCGACGGACUGCCGUCUGCGGCCCGACCAGCGGCUGGCCGAGCGCGGAGAGCUGGACCAGGCGGAGGAGUGGAAGGUCAAGCUCGAGGAGGCGCAGCGGCAGAGGAGGAGGGAGAUGGAGGAGAGGGGGGAGGAGUACAAGCCGCGGUGGUUCGUGAAAGCGGCCACGGGCCAGGAUGGCGAAGAGGUGUGGCGGCUGAAGGGCGGCAAGGACGGGUACUGGGAAGAGCGGGCCAAGGGGGCGUGGACUGGGGCCGAGCCUGAGCGGGGCAUCCGCAUUGCCAUCGACCGCGGCGGCACCUUCACCGACUGCGUGGGCAACUACCAGGGCGAGGACAUCAUCAUCAAGCUGCUGUCGGAGGACCCGGCCAACUACAGCGAUGCGCCGCUCGAGGGCAUCCGGCGCAUCAUGUCGCACUUCCUGCGGAAGGAGAUCCCGCGCGGGCAGGCGCUCGACACCAGCCGCAUCGACUCGAUCCGCAUGGGCACCACGGUGGCCACGAACGCGCUGCUGGAGAGGAAGGGCGAGAAGAUCGUGCUGGUGGUGACCAAGGGCUUCGGCGACUGUCUCGUCAUCGGCAACCAGUCGCGGCCGCGCAUCUUUGACCUGGCCAUCCGCAAGCCCGACGUGCUGUACUCGAGCGUGGUGGAGAUCGACGAGCGGGUCACGCUGGAAGACUACGCGGAGGAUCCGGAGCGCAGGGUGACGCGCGUGGAUGUCAAGGCCGGCACGGCCGAGGCGCGGACGGCGGACCUGGUGAUGGGCCUGGAGAAGGUGCGCGAGCAGCUGCGGCGGGUGUACGAGAGCGGCAUCCGGAGCAUCGCCGCGCUGGUGGGCGAGGUGGCGCGCGAGAUGGGCUUCCGCCAUGUCUCGCUGAGCCACGAGCUCAUGCCCAUGAUCAAGCUGGUGCCGCGCGCGACGUCGCGGUACAUCUCGGGCUUCCAGCAGGGCUUCGAGGGCGGCCUGGGCACCAAGAGCGUGAAGCAGCAGCAGGGGCCAAGUGGGCUGGUCGACGUUGACAAGUUCACGGGGCUGAGGGCGAUCCUGUCCGGGCCGGCGGGCGGCGUGAGGACCAAGAUCCCCGUGAUCGGCUUCGACAUGGGCGGCACCAGCACCGAUGUUUCGCGCUACGGCGAGGGCCGCUACGACCACACCUUCGAGACCACGACGGCCGGCGUGACCAUUCAGUCUCCGCAGCUGGACAUCAACACGGUCGCGGCCGGCGGCGGGUCGAUGCUCUUCUUCCGCAACGGCUUGUUUGUCGUGGGACCCGAGUCUGCGGGCGCCCAUCCCGGCCCGGCGUGCUACCGCAAGGGCGGCCCGGCCACCUUCUUCCCCAAGAUCUUCGGCAAGAACGAGGACGAGGGCCUGGACCCGGAAGCAAGCCGGAGGGUGCUGCAGGAACUCGCCGACCAGAUCGAGCGCGAGACGGGCCGGAAGAUGGACGUAGACGAGGUGGCCUAUGGCUUCCUGACGGUUGCCAACGAGGCCAUGACGCGGCCGAUCCGGAGCAUCACCGAGGCCAAGGGCCACGACACGUCCAAGCACCGCCUGGCCACGUUUGGCGGCGCCGGCGGGCAGCACGCCGUGGCCAUUGCCGAGGCGCUGGGCAUCCGGCAGAUCCUGGUGCACCGCUACUCGUCGGUGCUCUCGGCCUACGGCAUGGCCCUGGCCGACGUGGUCGACGAGCGGCAGGAACCCGAGUCGGCCGUCUGGACCGGCCAGGGCGACGUGGUCGAGCAGCUGCAGCGCAAGAUGGACGGCCUCAAGGCCAAGUCGCGCCAGGCCCUGCGCGACCAGGGCUUCGCCGACGGCGAGAUUGUCUUUGAGGAGUAUCUCAACAUGCGCUACCGCGGCACCGAGUCGGCGCUCAUGAUCGUCAAGCCCGCCGACGGCGGCUGGGACUUCGGCACGGCCUUUGUGCAGCACCACCGCUACGAGUUUGGCUUCACGCUGGACGACAGGGACAUCAUUAGCUUCCGCUACGGCGAGAAGAGCGUGGACGAGCAGCUGAAGACCGUCACGCGGAAGGGUGUCGCCGCCGAGAAGACGCACCGGGUCUCCAAGGUCUACUUUGACGGCGGGCGUCUGGACACCCCGAUCUAUAAGCUCGGCGAUCUGUCGGUGGGCGAGGUGGUCCAGGGUCCGGCCAUGCUGGCGGACGGGACGCAGACGAUCGUUACGCACGUUGUGAUUGACCUGCCCGAGGCGGAGAAAGACAGGUACUCCAAGAUAUCCGGGGACCGCGAAGCAGAGGUAGACCCCAUCAUGCUCAGCAUCUUCGGGCACCGGUUCAUGGCCAUUGCCGAGCAGAUGGGCCGGGCGCUCCAGAAGACCAGCGUCAGCACCAACGUCAAGGAACGCCUCGACUUCUCGUGCGCCAUUUUCGACGCCACGGGCGGUCUCGUCGCCAACGCACCGCACUUGCCCGUGCACCUGGGCUCGAUGUCGACGUGUGUGCGGCGACAGGCCGAGAUCUGGAAGGGCAAGCUGAAGAAAGGCGACGUGAUCAUCUCCAACCACCCAUCCUACGGCGGCACCCACCUGCCCGACGCCGGCGACAAGAUCUUGUUCUAUGCCGCAUCGCGCGCCCACCACGCAGACAUCGGCGGCAUCACGGCGGGUAGCAUGCCGCCGCACUCGCGGGAGCUGUACCAGGAGGGCGCCGCCAUCAAGAGCGAGAAGCUCGUCAGCGAGGGCCGGUUCAACGAGGAGCGCGUCGUCGAGCUCUUCUACCGGGAGCCGGCCAAGCACCCGGGCUGCAGCGGCACGCGCUGCCUCGCCGACAACAUCAACGACCUGCGCGCGCAGGUGUCGGCCAACCAGAAGGGCAUCUCGCUGAUCGAGGGCCUCAUCGCCGAGUACGGCGAGGACACGGUGCAGUUCUACAUGGCGGCCAUCCAGAACAACGCCGAGCAGCAGGUGCGCAGCCUGCUGCGCACCGUCCACGCCCGCUUCCAGGGCCGGGACCUAUCGGCCGAGGACUUCAUGGACGACGGCAGCCCGAUCCGGCUGAAGAUCACCAUCGACCCGGCCCGGGGCGAGGCCGUCUUCGACUUUGCCGGCACGGGGCCCGAGGUGUACGGCAACAUCAACGCGCCCGAGGCCAUCUCGUACUCGGCCGUCAUCUACGCGCUGCGCUGCAUGAUCUCGGAGGACAUCCCGCUCAACCAGGGAUGCCUCAAGCCGAUCACGGUCAAGAUCCCGCCGCAGUCGCUGCUGUCGCCGUCGGACAACGCCGCCGUGGUGGGCGGCAACGUGCUCACGUCGCAGCGCGUGACCGACGUCAUCUUCCGGGCCUUCGAGGCGUGCGCCGCCAGCCAGGGCGACUGCAACAACCUGACCUUCGGCUUCGGCGGCAACGUGGCCGGGCAGCAGGCCGUGCGCGGCUUCGGCUACUACGAGACCAUCGCCGGCGGCAGCGGCGCGGGCCCCACCUGGGAGGGCACUGACGGCGUGCACGUGCACAUGACCAACACGCGCAUCACCGACUCGGAGGUGUUUGAGCGCCGCUACCCGGUCCUGCUGCGCGAGUUCUCCAUCCGGAAGGGGUCCGGCGGGAGGGGGCAGCACCGCGGCGGCGACGGCGUCGUGCGCGACAUCGAGUUCCGCAUUCCCGUGCAGGUGUCCAUCCUGAGCGAGCGCCGCGUGUACCGGCCCUACGGCAUGGCCGGCGGUGAGCCCGGCCAGUGCGGCCUGAACCUGUGGGUGAGGAAGGUGAAGAAGGCCAGCUGGGAGACUAGUCUGCGGCGGUUGCAGCAGCAGCAGCAGCAGCAGAGGGACAAUGAGAAUAAAAAUAAUAAUCAUGAUGAGGAAGGGGAAGAAAAAGACGAAGAAGAAGAUGCCGAGUACGAGGAACGCUUCAUCAACCUCGGCGCCAAGAACAGCGCACCCAUGAAGCCCGGCGACCGCAUCAUCGUCUGCACCCCCGGCGGCGGCGGCUGGGGCAAGCCCGGAGACGAGAAGGCCCUGGGAGGCAAGGCGGACCCGAUGCAGAGCUGGAAGAAGGGGUCGCAUGCUGCUAGGGAAGAGAUGGCCUUGCAGGCGUGA
Molecule: messenger RNA, 6977 nt
Organism: Chaetomium strumarium
Lineage: Eukaryota; Fungi; Ascomycota; Sordariomycetes; Sordariales; Chaetomiaceae
Product: putative oxysterol binding protein
Exons: 14
Coding region: 249-6977 (2242 amino acids)
Biological process (GO): glutathione metabolic process
Cellular component (GO): cytosol
Molecular function (GO): lipid binding; 5-oxoprolinase (ATP-hydrolyzing) activity
Source: RefSeq, a predicted model, not a curated record